Molecule: messenger RNA, 976 nt
Organism: Apus apus (common swift)
Lineage: Eukaryota; Metazoa; Chordata; Aves; Apodiformes; Apodidae
Product: wnt inhibitory factor 1-like
Exons: 5
Coding region: 6-650 (214 amino acids)
Biological process (GO): anatomical structure development
Cellular component (GO): extracellular region; cell surface
Molecular function (GO): signaling receptor binding
Source: RefSeq, a predicted model, not a curated record
GGGCCAUGGCGCGGCGGGACGGCAGCGGCGGGACGGCGCCCCGGGGCCUGCUGCUCUGGCUGGCGCUGUGGGGCCUGUGGCGCGGCGGCGAGGCCGGCGCCCAGCCCGCCCGUGGGGCUGCCCUGCCGCUCGGCGCGGACCCGCCGGCCGCCUGCAGCCCGCGCUGCCAGCACGGCGGACUCUGCCUCGGCAACGGCACCUGCCUCUGCUCCAAGGGCUACGAGGGGGUGCUCUGCCAGCACGCAACAUGUUAUCCAAAAUGCAAAAAUGGUGGGGAGUGCCUUAGACCUGGAAAAUGCAGAUGUCCACCUGGCUAUGGGGGUAGAUACUGUCAUAAAGUAAGCUGUGAAGGAGGCUGUCAAAAUGGUGGGGAAUGCAUCUCUGUCAAUGGAGUUGUGAAGUGCCUUUGUGCUUCUGGCUGGACAGGAUCAAGAUGCCAAGAAGCAAUUUGUCCUCAAGGUUGUCGGAAUAAUGGAGCUUGUGUGGCUCCUGGGAUUUGUAGCUGUCCAGCUGGAUGGGUUGGUCGAGCAUGUCACUUAGCUGUAUGUAAACUACCUUGUCAACAUGGAGGAAAAUGCAUCGCUCCAAACGUGUGCAGAUGUCAACUGCCAUACUCUGGUCUACAGUGUACAAAGAAAAGGAAGGAAUGAAGGAACUUCAGCAAAGAUAAGCUGCAUUUUCUUCGUAUAACUCUUCAUACAGAGAUGAAAUCUGCAGCAGUGGGGGACCUUAAACCAUAAAUAGUAACUGAUUUCAGAUGUCUUUUUGUCUUCAUUAUGCUAAGUAAAUGCUUUUCUGUAUGUAAGAAAAGUAUUGCUGAUUGUAAGAAAGCUGUUAAAAAUAUCCAAGUGUGUGUAGUGUAUGGCACACGUUUUCUUCUGUUCUUAUUUUCCUUCAUAAGCAGAAGUAUUAUGUCUUGCUUGAUACAGCUGACAUUGAAAUAAAACUAACUCCUCAAAUAAAGUACUUCAGAAUA